This is a messenger RNA of Ilex paraguariensis (yerba mate), 336 nucleotides long. The record is from the annotation of a GenBank genome assembly. Lineage: Eukaryota; Viridiplantae; Streptophyta; Magnoliopsida; Aquifoliales; Aquifoliaceae.
AUGGUAAGUUCGUCUGAUGGUGAACAUGAAUCAUCAAAUCAUUCAAGGAGACACAAACAGCAUGACAGGACUAAAAAGAAAAAGGAUAAACAGAAAGGAAAGAGCCGUCGCCAUAAACAUCAGAAGCAUAUUGAUAAAGAGAAGCAGCAGCAUGAGGGAAGUGGCAGCCCUGUGCAGCUUUCAAAGUUUCUACAGCAUGACCAAGAUGAUGGCGUUCGUCGCAGUGCUGUGUCUGGUAAAAAGAUUCUGUUGAAGCUCGAUAAAUCAAAGGAGGAUAAGUUGGCAGAAAAUAAACGAACCGAAUUGUUGAAAUUCUUAAAUGCUAGUUAUGAUUGA